AUGGUGGGAACCGACCUCCACUCGCUCGCCCACGAGAUCAGGGCGUGUGGGAGCUCCAAGGAUCUGGGAGAGGCCCGGCGGAUCCACGCGGUCGUGCGCGGCAGCGCGCAUUGCCACAGCGCCCAUCUCGCCACUCUGCUGCUGGAGAUGUAUGGCAAAUGCGGCAGCCCGCGGGAUGCCAAGCGCGUCUUUGAUUCCAUCCCCGACCCCAGCGCAAUCCUUGUCCGAAAGCUCGUUUCGGUGUAUGGAUUGAACGGGAAUCUGGAAGAGGCCAAGACGAUCUUUGAUUCGAUCAAGGAUCCCAGCACUGUCUGCUGGAACACGCUCCUCUCAGCAAAUGCUCAGCAAGGGCAUCUGGAAGAUGCCAAACGCAUUUUUGACACUAUACCUCUCAAGGACACUAUUUCUUACAACAUCAUGGUAGCCGCGUAUGGAAGCCACAGGCAACCCGACAAGGCGAAACGGAUAUUCGAGGAGAUACCCAACCCGGAUGUAGUCUCCUGGAACAGCAUUAUUCGCGCACUUGCCGGGAACGGGCGUCUAGCAGAUGCCAAAGCCAUGUUUGAGAAUAUGCCGAGGCCCGACGUGGUGUCUUGGACAGCCGUGAUUCAAGCCUACGCGGAGAACGGGCGGCUGAAAGAAGCCAAGGAAUACUUUGACAAGAUGCCCGACAGAAACGUUGUUUCCUGGACGACUAUGCUCGCAGCUUUUGCCAAGAGUGGGAAUUUCUCGGAGGCGAAGGAGAUGUUUGAUCGAAUGCCCGAGAGGCAUGUAAUCUCCUGGAACGCGAUGGUUUCGGCUUACGUCCAGGUCGCGAAGAUUCAUGAAGCGAAAGAAAUGUUUGAUGCGAUGCCGGAGAAGACCGAGGCGAGCUGGAAUUGUUUGCUCGCUGGUUAUGUUCAGUAUGGUCAUGUGGAUCAGGCAAAGAGCUUGUUUGAUAGAAUGCCGAGGAAAACUCUCGUGUCUUGGAACUCGAUGAUCUCCGGCUUUGCUCAGAGCAGCGAGGUGGAGGAAGCUAGAAAACUAUUCGAGCGAAUGCCGCGGCGUGACGUACCAAGCUGGAACACGAUGAUCACGGCCUACUCGAUGAAUGGGAACUUGCGUGAGGCAAGGAGAUUAUUCGAGGAGAUGCCCCUCAAGGAUGCAGUGUCGUGGACUGCAAUGAUCCACGGGUAUGCCGAAGGUGCUCUCGUCGAGAAAGCUCGAGAGCUCUUCCAAGCCAUGCCUCGCAAGACGGUGGUGGCUUGGACGCUGAUGAUCACGGCCUACGCGAGGGUGGGCGAUAUGGAUCGAGCCCAAAAAAUGUUUGAUGCUGCGCCUUACAGGGACUUGAUAUCGUGGAACGCUUUCAUGUCCGGCUAUGCGAGCAUUGGAGAGGUGGAAAACGCGCGAAAGAUCUUUGAGAGAAUGCCCGAGUGGGACCUUGGAUCCUGGGUUCACAUGAUGAAAGCUUACGCGCAGCACGGGCAGAUCAGAGAGGUUGCCAGAGUUUUCCGCGAGAUGCCCGAGCAGAACACGCUCUCGCGAAACGUGAUGAUCCUCGCCUUCGUUGAAAACGGAGAGCUGGAACAAGCAAAGUUUACUUUUGAUUCCAUGCCGCAGCCGGACAUGGUUUCCAGGAACAUUAUGAUGCUCGGCUACGUCCAAGACGGUCGUCUUGAAGAGGCAGAGAAAAUCUUCCAGAGCUCUCCAGAGAUUGACAAGUUCUCGUGGAACACUAUGAUCUAUGGAUAUGCGGAUCAAGGGUUCUUGAGUGACGCAAAAGAAGCGUUUUACACUCUUUGCUUCGAUCGAGAUGUUCUUGCCUGGACUUCGAUGAUCAAGGCUUACGCUUUCAAAGACUGCUUCAAGGAGGCCAAAGCUAUCUUCGAUCGAAUGCCUGAGCUGGACGUAGCAGCAUGGAAUGCAAUGAUCGGGUCAUACUCCAAGAAAACCCACGAAAGCUCUCUCGAGCUCUUUCAAGAGAUGGCUAUGGAGGGGUUCUCCUACGACGAGAUAAGUUUCACUGCAGUCUUUAGCACAUCUAGUCACGUUGGCUGCUUGGAGAAGAGCCACCAGUGCUUCACGUCUAUGAGCUUCGACCAUGGAUUGAUCCCAUCGAGAGACCAUUACGCUGGAAUGGUGGAUAAUCUCAGUCGUGCAGGACAGCUUGGGAGAGCUCAGGAUCUGAUGAACAACAUGCCGUUUGUCCCUGAUGCAGCGAUUUGUUCGACAUUGCUCGGUGCUUGUGAAGUUCAUGGCGACGUAGAGCGAGGGAGCGACACCGCUCUCCGGAGCUUCCAACUGGAGCCAUCCGCGACAGCCCCAUAUGUGUUGCUGUCCAACAUUUUGGAGAGGAAACGUCAGGAGGUGCUUUGAUACUGUAUAAAUCAACCAAACCUGUUAAUGUUUUUAAUGUUUUUUAUCUUU
Selaginella moellendorffii is the source of this 2409-nucleotide messenger RNA. Its product is annotated as pentatricopeptide repeat-containing protein At4g02750-like. Gene Ontology annotation, molecular function: protein binding. Lineage: Eukaryota; Viridiplantae; Streptophyta; Lycopodiopsida; Selaginellales; Selaginellaceae. The transcript has a single exon. The coding region runs from base 1 to 2358 and encodes 785 amino acids. The record is from RefSeq and is a predicted model, not a curated record.